This is a messenger RNA of Solanum tuberosum (potato), 901 nucleotides long. RefSeq lists its product as uncharacterized. The record is from RefSeq and is a predicted model, not a curated record. The coding region runs from base 124 to 570 and encodes 148 amino acids. Lineage: Eukaryota; Viridiplantae; Streptophyta; Magnoliopsida; Solanales; Solanaceae. The transcript has a single exon.
GCAGAUGUUCUACAAUAUGUAGAGAAAAAAUAUUUAAACAAAUCACAGAAUAAUAAUGCAUUUGAUACCUUUUUGUAGGAGUAGUUUAUGAGUAAAUAAUCAACAUAUAUAGAGCUGAGUGACAUGGAUGGUCAUGGAUACUCACCUCCAACAAUUGAACGUAACAAAAAGGGGAAGAACCACCGUCACGCGGUGGUGGAUGAUGAUACGAUCAAGUGUAGUGGUAAGUCAUGCAGAUCAUGUAGUGGUGGUUUAAUCGCGGAUUGCGUAGCAGUCUGUUGCUGCCCGUGUGCUGUAGUAAACAUUUUAGCAUUGGCAUUUCUAAAGAUCCCCUGGAUGGUGGGAAGGAAAUGCUUGAGAAUGGUGAAAAAGAAAAAGUUGGAGGACAAGAAGAGGAAACAUGACAAGAGUAUUACUAUUACUGAUAGUAUUGUACAAGAAGGAAUUCAUGUGGAACAAGAGUUAAAAGACAGUUUUAGUACAACAAUUGAUGUAGACCAAAUUUGGUUAGACUUGUAUCAAGUUGGUAGUAUGGGUUUUGGCAGAGUUUCAUUCACAGGAACUAAUUAGGUUCAAAUAUUAUUUUCGCAGCGCAUUGCGAAAAUCCCAAUUCUUGAAAUUGUUCUGGAUUUGAGUAUUUCCUAUCAAACACAACUCCAUUUCCUCACGAACCCCGAGAAAUUCCAUUAAUGCAUGGUGAAAGAGUAUUUAUCACUCCUUCACAUUCUUCAAUGGUACUAGUUUAAUCAUAUGUUAGUGAGAUUAGUUAAUAUGUAUCUCUUUCAGUGCCAUUUUCAUCACUUUAUAUUUCUUCUUUCUGAAUUGUACAGUUAAUUUGGUGAUGUUUUCUUGGAAUAAACAUGGCUCAUUUCGAAGGAAAAUGAAGAGGAAUUUACUAGUU